AUGGCUUCAUCUUCGUUUGAGAGAAAGAUACGCGAUUUAGCAGGGUUCCUGGACGAGGAUCAAGUACAGCGACUAUUAAAACUAGAAGACAAUUGGCAGCUCGAGAGGUUCCUCUAUGCAGUCGAGAAUUGUCCUGAUAUUCUCGGUCCUGUUGACGCCCGAGAUGCCCCUAAAGAGCCCGUUUCACCCUACAUUAGCGAACGAGUGAUUCGGCAACAGCUGCUGGAAAAAAUUACACAGAUUGCGCACGAGGUCGAUCCAAGCUACGACAUUCACAUGGCGCUAUUUGCGGUCUUGAUGGUCGCCCCAGUCGACAAUUUACAGUCCAAAGUCGAGAUGCUGGAGAUGAGCCAUCGCGAUAACGACCAAACUGCUGUCAAAACCAUGCUCACCCAGUGGCGGGAAAUAAGUCUGGCCGGUAUUCAAGCAUUUGCGAAUAAAGAAGUGCGACGAUCAGGGAGUGCUGGCACGGGCUACCAUCCUCAAGACUCAUCCGUUCAAGAAGUGCCGACAAAAACGCGGCGUCUCUCUCAGGAAAGCCUUUCAUCUGACCCAAGAGGUGCUCCCGUCUCAUCGCUCACCUCAAAACUUCUCAACCUGCCAUCUUCGAACCCACAAGCACAAGGCCUGGCUGAUGAGAGAGCAGCAUGGGCUGCAAGACUCUGCAGGUACCGGGAUCGCAAAGUUUGUUGCCUUAGCGUCCAGCCAAACCCUGCCAUGGCUCAUAUUUUCCCCCUGGAUGGUUCGAAUCUAUCCAGCAUCACGGCCAUGAUCGACAUCUUUUGGGGCACUGAUUCGGCUGCUCGGCUCUCAGCAUUGAUGGCUGGGGAUCAAAACAUUAGCGAGUCCCCUCAGAAUCUGCUCUCGCUCAAUCGUCAACUGCACUGGUGGUUCAACAAUGGCGGCAUGGCGCUCAAACCAUUAUGGGUGAUGGAAGGCGGUACAGUCUGUGUGCAGCUUCACUGGAUCGAGCCAAGCCGGUCGACGCCAGAUACGAGCAUACGUGGUGUCUGUUUCGACGAUUUAACGAGGCGAGUUGGUAGUUUCCCCAGUUGGAUGACUGGUGUUUAUCGGUCUUCGGGUGUUCCGCUAAGAACAGGAUAUACUUUCACUUUUUGGGAUUGGGUAGACGAAAGCUAUCUCCCAAACUUCGAUCUUCUCCAGCUGUCAUGGGAUCUUCGUCGUGUUGCUGCGAUUUGUGGCGCAUAG
Trichoderma breve is the source of this 1209-nucleotide messenger RNA. RefSeq lists its product as uncharacterized. Lineage: Eukaryota; Fungi; Ascomycota; Sordariomycetes; Hypocreales; Hypocreaceae. The record is from RefSeq and is a predicted model, not a curated record. The coding region runs from base 1 to 1209 and encodes 402 amino acids. The transcript has 3 exons.